Messenger RNA from Sardina pilchardus (European sardine), 2169 nucleotides. RefSeq names its product interleukin 1 receptor accessory protein-like 1b (gene il1rapl1b). Gene Ontology annotation, molecular function: interleukin-1 receptor activity. Lineage: Eukaryota; Metazoa; Chordata; Actinopteri; Clupeiformes; Clupeidae. Gene Ontology annotation, biological process: negative regulation of exocytosis; signal transduction. The record is from RefSeq and is a predicted model, not a curated record. The transcript is spliced from 11 exons. Bases 1 to 2169 code for a protein of 722 amino acids.
AUGAAAGCUCCCAUCCCUCUCCAGAUCCUGCUCUACGCUACUGUCAUCAGGAGCUUGAAAGUGGUGUCAAAGAGAGGAUCAGUGGAUGGCUGCACAGACUGGUCGGUGGACUACUUGAAAUACAAAGUGCUUUUGGGGGAACCGGUGCGGAUUAAAUGUGCUUUAUUCUAUGGAUAUAUAAGAGCGAACUACACUCACGCCCAAAGUGCGGGACUCAACCUCAUGUGGUACAAAAGCACAGGGCUGGGGGACCACGGAGCUUUAGUGCAGGGUUUCGAAGAACCCAUUUCCUUCGACGGCAUACGGAUGAGCAAGGAAGAGGACUCGAUAUGGUUUCGGCCAGCCGAGCUACAAGAUGCUGGACACUACUCAUGUGUGCUAAGAAAUUCAACAUAUUGUAUGAAAGUCUCCAUGGAACUAUCCGUGGCGGAGAAUGACACAGAUGCCUGUUACAACUCCAAGAUGAGGUACUUCGAGAAGGCAGAAUUAAGUAAAAGCAAAGACAUCAUCUGCCCUGAUAUUGAGGACUAUGUUCAACCUGGGAAGGACCCAGACUUAGUCUGGUACAAGGAGUGCAAGCCUAAACAAUGGAGACAGAGUAUCGUGAGAAGAAAAGACACCCUCUCGAUACGUGAGGUCGGGGAAGAUGACAUUGGAAAUUACACGUGUGAAAUACAAUUCGGGAGCUUUGUGGUGCGGAGAACAACAGAGUUAUCAGUCACAGCCCCUUUGACAGACAAGCCGCCCAAGAUCCUGUUCCCCUCCGAGAACAAAAUAAGCACCCUGGAAACGCAAAUAGGUAAGGACCAUGGGAUCCACUUCAAGAGCGCAUCGCUGAUUCGGUUGCACGGUAGUAUCGGCGGCGGCGGUGACGCCGACUCUCCCCCUCGACCGACAGGAGCGGAGGCCUCCGCUGUAAAUGUCACGCCAGCCGAGGCGCCGAGACCAAGCCAAGGAGCGCAUCUAGCACAAGGGUCUAUUCGUUUACUCCGUGAGCACCUCGGGGAGCGGGAGGUGUCGAUCUCCUUGAUGAUCGAGCCGAUGAAGGAGACCGACCUGGCCAACUACACCUGCUACGUGGAGAAUAACCACGGCAGACGGCAGGCCACCGUCCAGCUGACCAAGAGGGAGCUUAUGUACACAGUGGAGCUGGCCGGAGGGUUAGGCGCCAUCUUGCUUCUACUCAUCUGCCUGGUCACCCUGUACAAAUGCUACAAGAUCGAGCUCAUGCUCUUCUACCGGAACCACUUUGGGAGCGAGGACGUGGACGGAGAGAACAAGGACUAUGACGCCUACCUGUCCUACACCAAAGUGGACCCUGACCAGUGGGGUCAGGAGACCCGGGAAGAGGAGCGCUUCGCUCUGGAGAUUCUGCCUGACAUCCUGGAAAAGCAUUAUGGGUAUAAACUCUUCAUUCCAGACAGGGACUUGAUCCCCACAGGAACCUACAUCGAGGACGUGGCGCGCUGCGUGGACCAGAGCAAGCGCCUCAUCAUCGUCAUGACGCCCAACUACGUGGUGCGGCGCGGCUGGUCCAUCUUCGAGCUGGAGACGCGUCUGCGCAACAUGCUGUCCAGCGGCGAGAUCAAGGUCAUCCUGAUCGAGUGCGCCGAGCUGCGCGGCAUCAUGAACUACCAGGAGGUGGAGGCGCUCAAGCACACCAUCAAGCUGCUGACCGUCAUCAAGUGGCACGGCCCCAAGAGCAACAAGCUCAACUCCACCUUCUGGAAGCACGUGCUCUACGAGAUGCCCUUCAAGCGCAUGGAGCCCAUCAUCAGCCACGAGCAGGUGCUGGACGUCAGCGAGCAGGGCCCGUUCGGCGAGCUCCAGACGGUGUCGGCCAUCUCCAUGGCGGCCGCCACCUCCACCGCCAUGGCCACCGCGCACCCGGACCUGCGCUCCACCUUCCACAACACCUACCACACGCAGAUGCGGCAGAAACAUUACUACCGCAACUACGAGUACGACAUCCCGGCGGGCGGCACGCUGCCGCCGCUCUCGUCCCUGGGCAACCAGCACACGUACUGCAACAUCCCCAUGACUCUGAUCAACGGGCAGCGGCCGCAGGCCAAGUCGUCGCGCGAGCAGAGCCUGGAGGAGGCGCACGCCAACAACGCCAUGCUGCCCCUGUUGCCCCGCGAGACCAGCAUCUCCAGCGUCAUCUGGUGA